Kwoniella shivajii is the source of this 3288-nucleotide messenger RNA. RefSeq lists its product as uncharacterized. Gene Ontology annotation, molecular function: protein dimerization activity. Gene Ontology annotation, cellular component: nucleus. The record is from RefSeq and is a predicted model, not a curated record. Lineage: Eukaryota; Fungi; Basidiomycota; Tremellomycetes; Tremellales; Cryptococcaceae. Gene Ontology annotation, biological process: regulation of transcription by RNA polymerase II. The transcript has 16 exons. The coding region runs from base 1 to 3288 and encodes 1095 amino acids.
AUGGCUGGGGAAGACAGGAUGAGUGUGAGUGAGCUAGAGACGCUCAUAUUGGAGGAGUACAACGAGUUGUCGGAUGAUGCACGAUUCAAGACCUUUGGUGAUCUUCCCAUCGACCAUUUCAUGGGAGAGGAAGGCCAACCGGACGAUGAGAAGGUCUUCAACCUAAGGGAUGCGCUCAAAUUGGUCAGAGGUGCCAAUAAGAAAUAUCCGAAAUCAAAAGCUUCUACUUCGUCUCCCCUCAAAGUGCAUCAAUCUCCAAGUUGGCGCACUCAUUCAAAUGAUGCUCCUGAUCCACCCCCGGCGAAGAAGCCACCAUCAAAAGCUCCUCCCCCAACUCCAACUCCUGCUGCCCCAUCCAAGCCUAAACCUGCCGCUAAACCUGCUGCUAAACCUGCCGCUAAACCUGCCGCAAAACCUGCCGCAAAACCUCCUGCUCAAGCUAAAGGCAAAGCUCAAGCGCCAUCUCCCCCAGUAACAAGAUCUGGAAGACCGAGAAGGGAUGUUGCUUAUUCAGAACGUGAACGUGCACAAAAAGCAGCUAAUCAGAAACGAAAGAGGCCAACCGAUGAACCUGAUCCAAACAUUGAGGAUGAACUCGACCCUACUGAAAGCUCACUAUCAGAUGUACCCUCUGAGCAAGAUUCCGGUGAUGAAUUCAAUCCGGAGUCUCAAGAGUCCGGAAAGAAUAAGUCCGGAUCAUCCGGAUCCCACCAAUCCGGUAAAUCUGAUAAGUCUGAAGGUGAAUCGGAGCUCAUGGACGAAGACCCUGAGGAUACUCCUCAACCAAAAAAACCUAAAACGGCUUCAAAACCCUCUGGAGGACGACUUCCCUUUCCUUCUCGCGCUCCAUUUACUGCUCCCAUCACUCCUACUCCCACCCCCACUCCAAAUCCUGGUGCUCAAUUGGUUCAAAAGUCGAGUACUGCUUCAAAUUCAUCACCAACCAAGAUCCACUCCACUUUAAAGUGGUCAAACCUCGAUGAUAUGGUGAAUAAAGCUGUUAAAAAUUGGGAAAAUAAAGUAACGGACGGAACUCGUCCUCAUUUCGGCAUCUAUCAACGUCCGUUCAAGAUCCCCCUUGAAGACUAUGCCCUUUAUUCUCUGCAAGAAGCUACAGAUGAGUCAAAAAACUGUUGGUUGGGUUACAAAUGCUCGGUGUGUAAAAUCCUUUACAAACAACGUGCAAAUGACACCUCAGGAGGUGUGCUCUUUUCUCAUUGGAAAACUCAUCAAAAAACAGCAAAUACCCCUUCCUCGAUGAUUGUCAAUGUCUCGAUGGACAGUAACAAGCUUGCUUUCUUCGCUGUUGUCAACGCAGCAUUUCACAACCGAUCGUUUGCAUCUAUAAACGAUCUCCUGAUCCAAGAACUCUGUGAAGCGCUACCUGGACAGAUCAAAACCCCCUCUCCACGAAAACUCUCCACCCUUGCUAAGGAAUUCGCUGAAUACAGUCGAAUUCCCAUCUUCCAGCAAGUAAAACAGAACAUGAUGGGCUCUUUGCACAUCUCAGCCGAUGGAUGGACAUCUCCCAAUGUAGGGUCUUAUUUAGCGGUUGUUGGCUCAUGGCUGGAGAGGAACAAUUCAAUAGAUCGUGGGUUCUCGGUCAAAACGUGUAUUGUUGAUUUCGUGCACUCUAAUUCCUCCACCGGAGUUUCUAUGGCCGGCCAGAUACAGAAUGGGUUAGAGAAAGUGAAAUUAAACGAUAAUCUUUUCUCUAUCACAUUGGACAACACAUCUGCAAAUCAGGUGUUGGUGGAAGAAUUAGGUGCUACUGACACGCUUCCGAACUUUCCUGGGCCCGAGCACCGAAUAAUGUGCUUCGCACACAUAUUGAAUUUGGUUGUGAAAUCUGUGCUUUCUCCCUUCUCUACUAAAACGACAAUGUCCACCUUGCAACGAUUAGUGUCAAAAUCAAUGCAGGAGGAGCAAUUAACGUUGGAUGAAGAUGAAGAAGAAAGAGAACUCGAUCAACAAAUCAGCGAAAUUACCGACUUAGAGGCCUCCGUUAGUGAUUCGGAUGACAAAGACGAUGGAGAGGAUUUCAGCAACCUGGAGUUGAAUCAAGAGCAAACCUUAAUCAAUAAAGCUCUUGAAGCAACGGAAAAUCCUGAUUUACGCUCCGAGGCCGGUACAGACAGUAGCAUCAACAAUAUGCUAGCUGAUUUAGUUGCUAGAGUACAAGAAACGGAUUUACUGUCAUCAAGGACUCUGUUAGCAAAGGUUCGAAGAAUCGCCAAAGCUACUAGAUUCAGCUCAAAAUUCCGAACCACUUGGUCGUCUAUCCUCAAAACGUUGUCUGAAAGUAAGAAAUAUACUGGUGGAGAGAAAUAUAUCACCAGGGAUACCGAGAUAAGGUGGAACACGACUGGCAACAUGAUGAAGCAAUGCCUUGAAAUGAGGGCUAUCGUGACUGAGUUCUAUCGUCAUCCGAACGUUAUUGGGGAUAGAAACGGGAAGAAGCUGUUCGCCGAGAAAGAGCAAUUGGGGCCUGAGGAUUGGGCAGCGAUAGAAGCACUACAAGGUCUCUUAGAUUGGGUCAAAAUGGCCACCCUAGCAUUCCAACAAGACGCCGAGCAUGCAAACGGGUCUGUGACUAUCGCCAGUGUAGUUCCAUAUAUCGACAAACUAACUGUCCAGCUCGACAAGGUACUUACAGCUUCAAAAUCCCCCCUUGUGGUCCAGAUUGGUGCUCAAAUUGGUAAAGACCUACUCAAUAAGUACUAUUCCCGUACCGAUAACUCAAAUCUGUAUAGAAUAGCUAUCCUCCUCCAUCCUUCCAUGCGUAUGAACUAUUUAAAGAAAAAUGGAUGGACCGAAGAAUGGCAGAAUCAGGCCAAGAAAGCAUUGUUAGAUCUGUACAGCGACAAAUACCAAGAUCUGGAUAAAGAUGAUGUUGUGAUGUCUUCACCACCUGCAGACGGUCGACCCCUGAUGGACCUUGACGAUUCAGAGUCGCAGAAUGAACACCCAGUCGAUCAAUUUAUCAACGGCAGUCUGUCCCGCGGUAAAGGGAAGUCAUUCGAAGAUCCUCUCAAUUGGUGGUUUCACUGUGUAGAUGCAAGAUACAAGGGACUGAGACAGUUAGCUUUAGAUGUGUUCACAGCACCUGCUACAUCCGUCCUUCCGGAACGUAUCUUCAGUAUGGCAGGCCUCACUGUUUCCGACCGUCGUCACAGCCUCAAGCCUUCUACACUGGCUGCUCUUGUCUGUAUCUCAUCCUGGUAUAAAAAUGGUCUGAUCUCUCUGGAUAGCUGGAAUUCAUUUAUGCAGAACCGAAACGGCAAUUAG